AUGUACAACACCAUAACCCGCGCCCAGAACGCAUUUGGCUUCUUCACAACAGUAGCCUUCUUCGUCGCCGCCUUCAUCGCCGCGACGGACCUCAUCACCCCGCGCGCGCCCUCCUCCGGCGAGAUCAAGACCACGAACGUCCAGGUCGUCAAGGGCCGCCCCCACUACUACAGCAGUAAGAAGGAGGAGUACGCCAUCAUCAAGUUCUCCCUCGACGCCGACCUCUCGGACCUCUUCACCUGGAACACCAAGCAGGUCUUCGUCUACGUGACAGCGGAAUGGCCCGACAACUCUAAGAAGAACGCCAUCCCCGGCGUCAACGUGACCAACCAGGCCGUCAUUUGGGACCAGAUCAUCACCGCCCCUAGCUCCGACCACCUCGCCAACAUUGGCCCCGCUGCCAUGCGCAAGCUGAAGAAGAGCGCCGAGGGCAAGAGCAUCGACCCCAGCCGUGGCAAGCUCAAGAUCAAGAACCAGAAGCCCAAGUACCAAAUCACCCACCCCUCGGGCAAGAUCGCCGAAGCCGACAAGGUCGUUUUGAAGCUUCACUACAACGUUCAACCCUGGGUCGGCAUCUUGACGUGGAACCAAAACCAGGACCUCGGAUACUGGAAGGCGCUCAAGGGUGGUGUUAGCAAGGCCUUCAAGCUUCCUGCUCUGAAGGUCAAGGAGAAGAAGCCGUAA
This is a messenger RNA of Colletotrichum chrysophilum, 684 nucleotides long. RefSeq lists its product as uncharacterized. Bases 1 to 684 code for a protein of 227 amino acids. Gene Ontology annotation, biological process: protein targeting to ER. Gene Ontology annotation, cellular component: membrane; signal peptidase complex. The transcript has 2 exons. Lineage: Eukaryota; Fungi; Ascomycota; Sordariomycetes; Glomerellales; Glomerellaceae. The record is from RefSeq and is a predicted model, not a curated record.